Molecule: messenger RNA, 462 nt
Organism: Symbiodinium sp. CCMP2456
Lineage: Eukaryota; Dinophyceae; Suessiales; Symbiodiniaceae
Source: the annotation of a GenBank genome assembly
AUGCGUGAGGCCAUUUGCAUCCACAUCGGCCAGGGUGGCGUGCAGAUCGGAAAUGCCUGCUGGGAGCUCUUUUGUCUUGAGCAUGGCAUCCAGCCGGAUGGUCAGAUGCCCAGCGACAAGACCAUCGGUGGUGGAGAUGACGCAUUUAACACUUUCUUCUCCGAAACGGGCGCUGGAAAGCACGUCCCUCGCUGCGUCAUGGUGGAUCUCGAACCAACUGUUGUGGAUGAAGUUCGCACCGGUACUUACCGGCAGCUUUUCCAUCCGGAGCAGCUGAUUUCUGGCAAGGAAGAUGCUGCAAACAACUUUGCUCGUGGACACUACACGAUCGGCAAAGAGAUCGUGGACUUGGUCCUUGACAGGACUUGUGCGUCUGUGUCACCUAACGUGUAUAUUUUGCCCCGAAGGUGCUGCUCCCGCUAUACUAGCUGCUGUACACAGAGUGCAUACAUAGAUGCUUGA